GCUUCCAUGAAGCACUUUCCAGGGUCUCCAAUUCUCUGAAUUGGGUUCUCAAAUAUCCAUUUUCCCCUCCCUUGGAUUUGCUUCUUUUUUCUCCUGCAAAACUCAGCCAGGAGUUAUCUUUAUGUUCAACUUCAGCUCUGCAGGUACAUUAAUUACAUGCCCACAUGCAAAAGAAAAAAAAAAUUUCCUCUUUAUCAAAUAAAUAUCUUCUUUUAUCAAAACAAUGAUUAGGGUUCUUAAUGUUGCAGUGGAUUGUUGGACAAGCAAUCAUUAUUUUGACAAUGGAAGUCGAUCAUUUUCUUCAUUUUCUUUUCUGCAGGUACCUUGUUGUUGGUUGAUAGUUUAUUGGUUUAGCAGCCAAAUGGGGUCCAAGUCUUCAAAGCAGUCAACAGACUCAACACCAACCACCAGAGGAGACGAUCUCCAUUUCCAAGUUCUCUCUUUUCUCACUAAAAGUUCUUAUAUUCGUAACUUGGUGUCGAAGCAACGCCGGAGGAUGCUGGUUGAAGGUUAUGAUCUUGACAUGUCCUAUAUCACAGACCGUUUGUUAGCCAUGUCUUUUCCUGCAGAACGAAUGAGAGCUGUUUACAGAAACCCUCUUUGGCAAGUCAAGUCUGUGCUAGACAUGAGACACAAUCAACAUUAUAAGGUGUAUAAUUUAUGUAUAGAAGAAUGUUAUGAUCCAGAACAUUUUUAUGGGCGUGUAGACAGAUACCCUUUUGAUGACAACCAUGUUCCACCUCUCGAAAUGAUCAAGCUUUUCUGUGAGAGUGUGCAUUCAUGGCUAUCAAGUGACCCAAAAAAUAUUGCAGUUAUUCAUUGCAUGGCAGGUAAAGGUCGAACAGGGUUAAUGGUAUGUGCGUAUCUUGUUUACAGUGGCAUGUCAGCAGAGGAGGCUCUGCAAUUAUAUGCUCAUAAACGAACUACUAACAAUGAAGGAGUCACUAUACCAAGCCAAAGGCGUUAUGUCGGUUUCUGGGGCAGCACACUUUCUUUUCCUAGGGGAAUUCAUAAUGGACCUCCAGAUGUGAACUUGCCACAAAAAUGUAGCAGAGAGUUGCUGCGAGUUCGACUUUAUGACACCAUUAACACUAACCCAGUCUUCUUUGUGGUGUCAGAGUUGCAAAAGGUUCCAGGUGAGCUGUACAGUCCAGCUAUGGAAGUUUCUCGGAGCGUUUGCAGACAAGUAAGAAAAGGAUAUGAGAAAAAUACUGAUGCACGAUACUAUGUCUCCUUCAUCGAUGAUGAUAAUGGAGAAGGAAAGAAAUCAGAAUCAGGAGAACGUGUGGUUGUCCAAAUGGACACAGAAUCCCCCAUAAUCUACCAAAAGACCUGUCUUGAUCAUUGUUUUGACAAACCUUUACUAGUCAGUGGUGAUGUUCGCGUAAUAUUCUACCAGAAAAUGGUCGGAUCACGCCUCUUCUACGCUUGUUUCAAUACAUCAUUCAUCAAAAACGGCUUGCUACAGUUCUCCUUGAGGGAUUUGGAUAAAGUUGGAAGCAAAGGUAGAUCAAUUUGCGGCCCGGCUUUCUGCCUGGAGUUGCUAUUUGGACCUGCAAAUCCUAAGUCUUCAAUGUCACAAACAAAUGACGAAGACGAGGACGAUGGUGAUGGUGAUGGUGAUGGUGAUCUUAGAACAAAUUCAUCCUGAAAUUAAUCUCCAAACCAGCAGCAUACAUUUAACGAUGACAACAACGAUGAUGAAGGUGGUUUUACUGCGAAUUCGUUCUGAAAUCUUCAACCGUAGAUAAACUUUCAACCGGUACAAAUGUGUCAUACACAGAUUCAAUGUAAUAUCCUCACCAAAUGGAUCGAAAAUGGAUGAACAUUUGAUUCCUCCCCCCGGCUUGGCCCCUGGUUU
Molecule: messenger RNA, 1861 nt
Organism: Pistacia vera
Lineage: Eukaryota; Viridiplantae; Streptophyta; Magnoliopsida; Sapindales; Anacardiaceae
Product: phosphatidylinositol 3,4,5-trisphosphate 3-phosphatase and protein-tyrosine-phosphatase PTEN1
Exons: 7
Coding region: 224-1651 (475 amino acids)
Biological process (GO): phosphatidylinositol dephosphorylation
Cellular component (GO): cytosol
Molecular function (GO): phosphatidylinositol-3,4,5-trisphosphate 3-phosphatase activity; protein tyrosine phosphatase activity
Source: RefSeq, a predicted model, not a curated record